AGUUCUCCUUUAUGGACAACAUACCUGCCGAUUUCUCUCGCGGACAACUCUUUCCUCGUCAGGGUUUGGACUUUUCACAAUACAGAGAUUAUGCUCUAGAUCCCAUCACCGGUAUCAAGUUGCAUCCUCGCGAGGACGGGUGAAUUUCGGAAGGCGACCUUGAAGUAUAUGUCCACGCUUUCCGUAACAACUGGAAAUCUCGGGAGGGUGGAAUAAUGUACUUUGUUGCUGAAUACCGGGAGUUCUGGAAUAUGGUCCUUAAUUAUCAUUCGCCGGCAGGUACUACCGGCGUGAAGGAAUGGAACCAGCUAUUGGCCAAGUUAAAGAAGGACCGCAAUCCUAAGCUAAUCCCGUGUAUGUUCUUCGCCCGGGAAGCUGGAUGUUUGGACCCCAUCUGUCCUUUUCUACACGACGAGGAAGCCUGUAUCCGUGUGCGAGAGGAGGUACUUGAAGCCCGCCGCCAAGAACUUCGGAGACCUACCACUCGCGACCUCACCCAACAGUACCUGGUGGAGUCUACCAGGAUUCGCAGUUCUCGGCCAUCUACUCUGUCCUCGAGGAGUUUCGAUGACCCCGAUCCCGAUAUAGACCGACUUUGGGACGACAACGAUAAUGUGGAGAAAAUCUGUUCCAAUCCACUUUGUCUCAAGGUCCAAUGGAAACAGCCUGCCGCUAGAGUUGACAACCCUUCCAUGAUGCUGUGCUCUCGUUGCAAAGUGACCCACUACUGCUCGCCCGAGUGUCAAAAGAGGGACUGGAAGCGACAUAAGAAGGAACCCUGCCUGCCCUACGAAGAGAUGGUGGAGAACGAUGAUCUGUGGACCAGGUGGGGGACUAGGAAAGGUACCGGUAAUGUCAUGAUUCACGUCGAUGAAGACAUGUAGCGUCUUGCAUUGUAAUGAAUUUGAUGUUUUAUACGGCCAAUUAAUCGCGGACUUGACUUGAAGGUUGGUUGCCCUGCAGUGAAUACGUGCCAAGCGGUCAUUCUACUCCGACACGUCUCAGUCCAAGCCCCUUACAUACAACAAACCGCCACACUGCAG
Somion occarium is the source of this 1043-nucleotide messenger RNA. Lineage: Eukaryota; Fungi; Basidiomycota; Agaricomycetes; Polyporales; Cerrenaceae. The record is from the annotation of a GenBank genome assembly.